AUGAUGAAGUCUAUCGCUUUGCUCGUUGCUGCGGGCUCUCUAGCAGCUGCCACUCCUUAUGGAACACCUCCUCCUGUCUCGACCGUCGAGCCCUCGCUCAGCCAGAUCCAGCAGUCGGCUGCCACCGCAAAGAGCCUGUCUCCCAAGAGCAAUGUCAAGGGAGUCGGGUUUAAUCGCUUCUACCAGAUCUGGCUGGAGAACAUCGACUACUCUGCCGCCGCCGGCGACCCGAACCAGGAAUACCUUGCCUCGCAAGGUAUCACGUUGACCAACUACUUCGCCACCACCCACCCCUCCGAACCCAACUACUGUGCUGCAGCUGGCGGUGACAACUUUGGCAUGGACAAUGAUGACUUCCAUCAGAUCCCCGCCAACGUUUCGACCGUCGUCGACCUGCUUGACACAAAGGGAAUCAGCUGGGCCGAGUACCAGGAAGACAUCCCGUUCCCUGGCUUCCAGGGCUUCAACUACUCCAACCAGGUCACCUUUGCCAACGACUACGUCCGCAAGCACGAUCCGUUGAUUCUGUACAACUCGGUGACGAACAAUGCCACUCGACGUGCAUUGAUCAAGGGCUUCGACGCCUUCCACAGCGACCUCGCCAACAAGACCCUGCCUCAGUGGGCCUUCAUCACCCCCAACAUGACCAACGAUGCUCACGACACCAACGUCACCUUUGGCUCGCAGUGGCUGCGCAACUUCAUGGACCCGCUCCUGACCAACGAGUACUUUAUGAAUGACACGUUGGUGCUUCUGACCUUUGACGAGAACGAGUCCUACGGCAUCCAGAACAAAGUCUUCUCCAUCCUCCUCGGUGGCGCCAUCCCCGCGAACUUGAAGGGCAGCGUAGACAACACCUUCUACAACCACUACUCGACCAUCGCGACCGUGUCGCAGAACUGGGGUCUGCCGUCCCUCGGACGCUGGGACUGCCACGCCAACGUCUUCGAGGUCGUGGCCAACAAGACGGGCUGGAAGAACGCCAACAUCCAAACCGCCAAUCUCUUCUUCAACGAGUCGUACCCCGGUCCCCUCUCUGACGCCGAGUAUGUCCCUGACUGGCCGAUCCCAACCAACGCCUCGACCUGCGCCAAUGGAAAGGGUGUCUUGAAAUCCGUGGCCAACACUUACAAGGGCAUGGUCGCGACCUUGAACUACACCCAGCCAUAUCCCUAUGACGCACUGGUCGGCAACAACGUUCCGUGA
This is a messenger RNA of Fonsecaea multimorphosa CBS 102226, 1206 nucleotides long. RefSeq lists its product as uncharacterized. Gene Ontology annotation, biological process: phospholipid catabolic process. The transcript has a single exon. Lineage: Eukaryota; Fungi; Ascomycota; Eurotiomycetes; Chaetothyriales; Herpotrichiellaceae. Gene Ontology annotation, molecular function: hydrolase activity, acting on ester bonds. Bases 1 to 1206 code for a protein of 401 amino acids. The record is from RefSeq and is a predicted model, not a curated record.